AUGGCUUGUCUAUCUGAUGAAAAAGUAAAUUUAUAUGCGUGUAAUUCAUUAUCAGCUGUUUGUUUCAUGUUUUUCAGAUUUUUAAUAUAAUUUAAUUUCUAAUUUGAUGUAUCCUAGGAGGAUAAAAUCAAGCUUGCCAAAGAGUAUCAGCAAUAUUAUUAUGAAUCUCUUCCUGAUUGGUUUCAAUAUGAUUCUGAUGAUUAUGAAAUCAUAAGACACAAGAUUGGAUAUGCCCUGUUUGGUAUUCCUGAAAUUGUUGAUGAUACAGAAAUACCAAUAACCUCUAAGAAUGACACAUCGGUCAAUAACAAGCAAAACAGUGUAUGCAAUAAGAUAGUAUAUGAUAAAACAAUGUGCAAAGUUAUAGAUACAAUAUAUCAACAGAUAAUAAAGUUUGGAAGAAAUAACGCAAACAAUACCAUUUAUCUUGGAAUCAUAUUUAAUGUUGGAAUUUUACACGCAGCACUAAAGCAGUCGAAUAAAAAGGAUGACAAAUCUAAUGAAGAAUCUAAUAAUAUGUUUAUAGUACCAAUAUUUAAAUUGAAGACACUGACACUAGAUGUAUCUUAUAUUGACAACGAAGGCAGACUGUAUAAAACUUGGAAAGACUAUACUGCAAACAACAGAUUGCCCCAGUGUACUAUGAUUUUGCCAAAGGGAGGUUUAUAUCGGUAUGAUCCAAACUAUGAAGUUACAGAACACGUUUCAACCGUAUGGGUUGAGGUAUUAAACUCACCAGCUUGUAACGUUAAAAAUAAAGUCUUUAAAGGUAUUGAUAUUGCUGCGAAUACAAUGUCUGUAGCUACUGCUGGACUUGGAACUGCUAGCUUAUUGACACCUAUUGCACCAGUUGUUUUUGCCACAGGUUUAAUUUCUGGCAGUCUAUGCGGUGGAUGGAACAUUGCCAGAAAUUCUCAAAAAUUAAUGGAUCUUGCUAAGCAUAAGCAAUCUAUCAGUCCUAUAAAUAAAAAUGCAUUUCCUGCUUGGCUUGAAAUAGGUAGUACAGCUUUAUCGUUGGGAGCAAGUGGAGGAACUAUGAUCUUGUCUAAAGCCCUUGCCAAAGGCAGCACCGUUGGUGUUGUAGCUAAAACAGCUUACAAUUCUGUGAUAUUAAGUAACUUGACAUUGAGUAGCGUCGGUAUAGUUUAUCAGGGAUAUUGUUUAAUCGACAAAUAUCGUACAAAAAGGGAUGUUGAUUUUCUGGACAUAGUUAUUUUCGCCUCUCAUGUUUUAUUCUUCGGUAAUGCGUUGCUAAAUGUUAAAUUGGCUGGCGAGCUUAUAGAAACAUCCAAAGGUAGCAUCCUUGAGGAAUUUAAGGGCGCUUUGAAGAGUAACCGUCUGACGGAGCAGUUCAAUAAAAUGAGUGCAUACGUUGGCAAUACGCAAAAUAGAUCCGAAGGCAUUUUGUGCAAAAUAAAGCAAUUUGCCAACAGGCAGGACUUCUUAAACAGUCUGAAUAAAUUAUUUUGGAGAGAGAUGUUGCCAAGUAUCAAAUAUCAGAAUAGCUACAUUGUUAUAAAUGAUAGAAUAUUCAUAGAUCCUGUUGAGUUCACAGCAAAUUUACUGACAGCUGGCACAGUCGCGUUUAAUUUGAUAAGUCCACCGAUGAUCGCUACAGAAAGGAACGACGUGAUGAUGAAGUUGAAACUUUUACUUAAACAGUUAUUGAAAGAUUAUUACGUCGACUCGACGAACGAGGAAAUGCCUGAUGUUAAGUAUUUCGACGACAUAUUACAAGAAAUGAAAUACUUGAACAACGCGGUAGAUGUUCUGACCAAGUGUUUCAAAAUUACUAUGAUCAUAGUGGAGCAUUGCAACGAACCCAAGCAAUUUCUGUGCGAUGCUGUUUAUUUCACGUGGGCAUACUGCAAAGCGAAUUUGAAAAAGUACAACAUAAGUCUCAGCUUGUCGUCUAGAAACAACAUAUCCAAUGCAUUGGCGAAAAUCGUUACAUUCUUAUACGAUUGCAUCGAGGUGAUUGGCAACGAUUUAUUCUCGGCUUUCUACGCGUAUAUGUUGAACACAAAACUAACUACACUGUCUUCCGUAAAAUAGAAUAAUUUACUUUCUGUUUUUUUAUGCCUGUGUUUGACAGGCGUUGAAGUGCCUUAUUUCGACUAAAGCGCUAUUUUUCUAGUGUUAGGCGCGAGGCAGAUGAACCUGAGAUUAGAAUAAGUAUUACACGUUGAUGCUUCACGUUGAUGUUUAUAUAAAUGUUAUUUUUCUAGUGUUAG
Molecule: messenger RNA, 2234 nt
Organism: Heterotrigona itama
Lineage: Eukaryota; Metazoa; Arthropoda; Insecta; Hymenoptera; Apidae
Source: the annotation of a GenBank genome assembly